Molecule: messenger RNA, 1280 nt
Organism: Olea europaea var. sylvestris
Lineage: Eukaryota; Viridiplantae; Streptophyta; Magnoliopsida; Lamiales; Oleaceae
Exons: 4
Coding region: 114-1100 (328 amino acids)
Molecular function (GO): calcium ion binding
Source: RefSeq, a predicted model, not a curated record
UAAGCGCUACGCGGUUUUCCUUUUCUUCUCAUUUUCCCCGCGUUGUACCUUCUGCCCCAUUCCACUACAUACAAAUAUUCAACUCUCUCUCUCUCUCUCUCUAAAAGUUGAAAAUGUCGGAAGGAGGUUUAACGAUUAUCGAUGGAACACAGCUGAGAGCACUGGACUUGUCGCUGCCGCUGGCAGAAGGUGGCGGAGUGAUCACCGGCGAGGAGGUACUGGAGCUCGCGGAGUCGAGAGCCUCAAUCGCUCUUCACGGCCUCGGAUUACCGGAAAGUAUUAAGUCCGCCGCUUUCCAACGGCUUGGCGUCUCCUAUGGCCCUGCCUUUCGCACCACGGAGUUCGAUUAUAACAACGCCUCGUCGAUUCUCCAAAUUUAUGUGUCCGCGAUCGCCGAUGAACUCAAAGACGAUCCCAUUGUUGUGGCAAUUUUUGAUGGAAGAACUCUUCGAAUGUUUUUGGAAGAUGAAGAUGACUUUGCAAUGCUAGCAGAGAAUCUUUUCACUGAUUUAGACACAGAAGAUACAGGAAAGAUUAGUAAGAAUGAGAUCCAGAAUGCUCUAAUUCAUAUGGGUUUAGAAAUGGGAAUUCCUCCUUUAUCAGAGUUUCCUCAACUAAGCGAUAUCUUAAAGAGGCAUGGAGCUGAAGGAAAGGAAGAAUUGGGGCAGGCACAAUUUGCACAGUUACUGCAGUCUGUGCUCCAAGAACUGGCAGAAGCUCUUGCUAAGAAGCGUAUUGUGAUGGUACAGAACAUCAAAAUCGUGAAUGGUUCUAAGAUUAGAAAGCUUCUGACCGAUGAAAAGCAACUGGAUGGCGUUUUAAAGAAAAUAUUGCUGGAAAAAAAUGAUAGCAAGAAGGAAGGAAAAAGCACAUCAAUAAUUCGUGUUUUCCUGGAGAAAAGUGGGAAGGAUUUGGGCUUACCGCCUUCAAAAGUAGAUGAAACAGCAAUUCUCUUUGAUGAAGUAUUUACUGAGAUAGAGAGCGAGAAAAGGGACUCAGAAGCUGAGAAGGAUGAAUUCAUGGUUCUCUUGAAGGAAAUCCUCGAGAAAUUUGCAGAGAAGUUAGAAGCCAAUACAGUUCUUUAUGAUGCUGCUGACUGAAAAGGCCCUGGUGAUUAUACUGGUAUUGUUCUCUCUUUACCAGUGCUACUUUUCCGUUUCUUUAUAUUUCACAUAAAUUACACUUGGUGGACUGGAUAUGUAAUAUUAUAGAUUUUGUCAUUUUGUUUCAUGUUACUGCUAUAUUCAUAUCGAUAUAAAUCAUUUACAUAGCAUUCACAA